AAGGUUAAACUGAAUAUACUCAUGGAAAAUGUAGAGCCAUUCAUAGGAACCAAGAUUAAUGUUGAUGAAGUAGAUGACGUUUUGAAAAACAUAGGAAUAGAACUCACACCUAAGGAGCGCUGGAGGCUGCUAAAAACACUGCCAAUUACUUCUGAUGGAAAGGUAUAUCACAAUCGGUUGCUAGAUGGUUUAAAGACUUUCCAAGGAGGGAAAAUUUUAGAAAAUAAACUAGAAACCGUUCUGAAAAACUUGAACUAUAACCUUGAAAAUAAAGAGAUCAAAGAUCUACGGAAUCAUUUGAACGUUGACAAUAAUGGAAGGAUUUCACUGAACUCCUUUAUGAAUACAGCAAAUUUAUUUUCCGGUGGUAAAAUUAAUGCAAGUGACACACAGCUUUACCUGGAAAAUGUAGGUAUUGAAUUAACCAGUAGAGAAAGCCAGGAUUUACUGAACAUACUUCCAUUGGAUGAUAAUAAUAAGGUGUAUAAAAAUAGGUUGAUGGAUGAAGUGAAGACAUACAGAGGGGGAAAGGUUAAUGUCAAUAAAAUAGAUGAUGCUCUUAAAAAUAUGGGAUUCCCACUUGAAGAGGAAGAAAUUGAGGAAUUGUGCAAUCAUCUGCCAAUUGAUGAUGAAAGGAGAGUUAAACUGGAUAAACUUCUGGAUGAAGUACAUAAACUUCUAGGGGAAGAAAUUAACUAUGAAGACCUGGAAAAUAUUCUGAAAAACACUGGGUUAAGACUCAGGCUGAAGGAGAACUCUGUGCUGAUGAAAAGUUUGCCAAUUGAUGCUGCUGGAAAGUUGUAUAAGCAUAAGCUGCUGGAUAGCAUAAGGUAUCUCAAAGGAGUGGAGCUUAAUGUUAAUCAAUUAAGAUGCUUCAUGGAAAAUAUGGGCUUUGACCUGGAAGAAGAGGAGUACCUGGACCUGCUCAGCAACCUGCCCGCUGAUGAUGAGGGGAAGAUUGAAGUGAAUGUGGUAAUGGAUGAAGGAAAUGUUUUUACAGGUGAGAAGGUCGAUACUAGUAACCUGGAAACUUUACUGGAAAAUAUGGGGAUAACACUCACAGAAGGAGAAGGUCUGGAACUACAGAACAAGCUUCCGGUCGAUGCCAAAGGAAGGGUAUAUAUGAACAGACUGAUGAAAGAGUUACAGUCUCUCAAAGGGGUGAAGGUGUCUCCAAAUAAGGUGGACACUUUCCUGAAAAACAUGGGAAUUGAUCUCAAGAAGGAAGAAAUCCAGGAACUGAAGGACCUCCUACCAGUUGAUGGUAAUGGGAAGAUUGAUGUAAAUGUGUUGAUGGAUGAAGUUAAAAAUAUUACAGGAGAGAAGAUUCCUACCAAGGACAUGAAAAAUGUACUGAAAAACAUGGGACUAGAGAUCACAAAUAAGGAACAUAAAAAGCUUCUGAAAACCCUGCCAGUUUCUGCUGAUAAAAAGGUGUUUGAGAAAGAAUUACUGGAAGGUGUGAAGUCCUUCAAAGGAGGAAGAGUUAAUGUCGGUGACAUUAAAAAUGUUCUAAAAAAUACUGGGUUCAGACUUGAAGAAAAUGAAAUCCAGGACCUGCAAACCCACCUACCAACUAUUGAAGAUGAAAAGGUUGACUUGGAUGUGUUGAUGGAAGCAGCCAGUGCUUUUACAGGAGAAAAGGCAGAAGCCAGUGACUUAAAAAAUGUACUGGGAAACAUGGGAAUUGAGAUCACUGAAAAAGAGGAGUUGAUGCUGUCAGAAACUCUUCCAGUCUCUGGAGAUGGAAAGGUGUACAAGAAAAGAUUACUGAAUAGUGUGAAACCUCUCAAAGGGAAAAGAGUCAGUAUCGGUAACCUGGACCCCCUUAUAAAGAGCAUGGGAAUUCAGCUUGAGAAAGAGGAUCACCAGGACUUACUGAAACACCUGCCGACUGAGAAGAAUAAAAUGGCCGAUUUGAAUGUGGUGAUGGAUGACGCAAAAGCUUUUACAGGAGAAAAGGUUAAUGUCGGGAAUCUGAACAGUGUGCUAAGGAAAAUGGGACUAGUACUCACUGAUGAGGAGAAUGGGGAGCUGCUGAAGACUCUGCCCAUUCAUGCUGAUGGAAAAGUAUAUAAGAAGAGAUUGCUAAAAGGUGUGAAAGCACUCGAGGGACCAAGGGUCAGACUGGAAAAAGUGAAAUCCCUUGUGGGAGACAUGGGAAUUAGACUGAAUGAUGAGGAACUCGAGGAACUAAUGACCAAAGUGUCAAUUGACGAUGAUAGAACAAUUGGUCUGAAUGAUUUGCUGAAUGCCAUCAGUUGCAUAAAGAGAGAGGUGAUUGCUCUCCAGGACUUAGAUACCUUUCUAGCAAGUAAGGGGAUUGAGCUCAAAGAAGAUGACAAGAAGUCGCUGAUGCCUCAUUUGACAAUUAAAGGAAAUGGAGAGGUUAGAGUGCAUUUGAUAAUGAAGGGCCUGAAGAAGUUUAAACCAAAAGGAAUCAUGCCACUGCACAAGCUGAUGAAAACUGCACAUGAUACUAAAGACAGAGUUAUUGGCCCUAUGGCAGUUCCUGAUAUUAAAUCAACUGGGCUGAAUCCUCUGAAAAAGGUACCCAGCUCCCAUGGCAAGAGGGAUAAAGAUUUACCAGGACCUCUCCCACGCCAAUUACAGCACAAAGAAAGGAAGCUGACUGCUUCACAAAUACAAGCCUUCCAAGAUGCAUACAACUUCUUUAACAAGGAUAAAACUGGCUCUAUUGAUUUACAUGGAAUGAUGUGCACUAUAGCCAAGUUGGGAAUGACUCUAACCAAGCAUGAUGUCUAUAAUGAAUUAAGAUGUGCUGAUGUUGAUCAGGAUGGGAAGGUGAAUUUCUCAGACUUUAUGAAGGUGCUGACAGAUAAGAACCUCUUCCUUAAAGCCGUGGCUCCAGAAAAGGAGAAAUGUUUAGAUUUAGCUGGCAACCCAGGGAUCCUGUUGUUUGAAAUCCUAUCAAAGCUUGUAGAGACUUCAGCCUUACCCAGAAAGGCUAUAAUGGAAAUAGUAAGCUAUUUCCGAAGAAAAUUCCAGGAAACCACAUCAGGAAUGGUAUGGAAUCCCUACACUAUGGGUUACAGAAAAAGGAGAUUUAAGCAAGACAUAUGCACACCUCCCAGCUCAAGCACAGCCGCCUUUGCUAAUGCUGCCCGGAUUGCAUUAAUGAAAGAAAAGGAUUUAUUUAAAUUUCUUGAAGAGUUCAAAAGGUACAAUCCUCCUUCAGAUAGCCCAUAUUCAAAAAUACCCAUCUUUCCAUUGUUUCCUAAUGUGGAUGGCGUGGUGAUGGGAAAGCCAUCCAAAGACAUACAUAAAUUAGAAAUACUAAGGAGAAGGGAGCCUCUGAACUUCUUUGAGAACUAUUUUUUCCAUAAAAGAGACUGGAAAGCACAGGCAGCAAAUAUAAAGCCUAUUGACCCCGUCUCGGGCUGUCCUACUGACAUCCUGGCCAUUGACCAACUACUCAAAAAGAAGCAGAAUUGGACAGUGACUGAUGCAGCAGCUGUUAAACAGCCCGUGAAGAAAGCUAUCGAUACCUAUAACUUAGGAAUUGCCCUUGAGCACCGGAAAGAUAUGCUAAAUCUCUGGCGGAAGAUCCGAGGGGAUUUGAUUGGAAUAGACUCUAAAAAUGAGUCCUUUUACGACACCUUUUCUACUUAUACAUGGUCCUGGAAUGUUUCCCAAGAAUUACUUUCACCAAAGGACUUAAGACUACAUGAUGCCUACAUGAAUAGGAAUAACUUCCACAACUCUGUAUUCUCUUCUUCCUCGGAUAUCAGUGAAUGUGACACGGACACAGGAAGAAAAAGAAAACGGAAAGGUUUCAAAGGGUUUCGACCAUGAGAUUUCUACAAUUUCUAAACAGCUCAUUGCAAACUACUUUUUCAUAGAUAUCAAAAUUAUGGUUUCUUGCUUUUGUCUAGUACAUCCUUAGCAGCUGAAAAGGUUGACAUCUUUUGAAUUCUGACCAGUAAAAAAGUUUAAGUCAUAA
Hyaena hyaena (striped hyena) is the source of this 3964-nucleotide messenger RNA. RefSeq names its product EF-hand calcium binding domain 3 (gene EFCAB3). Gene Ontology annotation, molecular function: calcium ion binding. Bases 22 to 3816 code for a protein of 1264 amino acids. Lineage: Eukaryota; Metazoa; Chordata; Mammalia; Carnivora; Hyaenidae. The record is from RefSeq and is a predicted model, not a curated record. The transcript has 41 exons.